This is a messenger RNA of Schistocerca cancellata (South American locust), 2879 nucleotides long. It is a transcript of the gene Elk, whose product is annotated as potassium voltage-gated channel subfamily H member 8. Gene Ontology annotation, cellular component: membrane. The transcript has 15 exons. Gene Ontology annotation, molecular function: voltage-gated potassium channel activity. Gene Ontology annotation, biological process: potassium ion transmembrane transport; regulation of membrane potential. Bases 75 to 2831 code for a protein of 918 amino acids. The record is from RefSeq and is a predicted model, not a curated record. Lineage: Eukaryota; Metazoa; Arthropoda; Insecta; Orthoptera; Acrididae.
UGCCGGCGCUGUACCCGAUCGUGUACUGCUCGGACGGCUUCUGCGAGCUGACGGGGUGGGCGCGCGCGCAGAUCAUGCAGAAGGGCUGCGCCUGCAAGUUCCUCUACGGACCGGACACCGCGGACGAGCACAAGCUGCAGAUCGAGCGCGCGCUCGACGCCAAGACGGAGCUCAAGCUGGAGGUCAUCUUCUACAAGAAGAAUGGAACACCAUUCUGGUGCCUGCUGGACAUUGUGCCCAUCAAGAACGAGAAGAGGGAGGUGGUGCUCUUCCUCGCGUCGCACAAGGACAUCACGCACACCAAGAUGGCCGAGUUGCAGAUAUGUGAGUUAUACGACAGCGGUGACAAGAUGUCCACAACUAACGCGAACGGCAACGCCGACCCCGAGGCGCCGCCUGCCAACUACGGCCGCCGCAGGAGCCGCGCCGUCCUCUACCAGCUGUCCGGCCACUACAAGCAGGACAAGAUCAAGACCAAGCUGAAGCUCAACAACCCGACGGCGGCCCCGCUGCCCGAGUACAAGACGGCGGCGCUCAAGAAGUCGCGCUUCAUACUCUCCCACUACGGCGUCUUCAAGAGCUGCUGGGACUGGCUCAUUCUCAUCGCCACCUUCUACGUCGCUGUCGUCGUACCGUACAACGCCAGCUUCGUCAAUCCGGACCGACCCUCCAUGGUCAGUGACGUCGUCGUCGAGGCGCUCUUCAUCAUUGACAUCAUCCUCAACUUCCGGACGACAUACGUGAACCGCAAGGGAGAAGUGGUGUCCAACUCGCGUUCCAUCGCCCUCAACUACCUCAAGAGCUGGUUCGUCGUGGACCUACUGGCAGCUCUGCCUUUCGACCUGCUCUACGCUUCCGACCUCUACAGCGGUGAGGACUCUGGGCACGGCCACAUCCACCUGCUGAAGCUGACGCGGCUGCUGCGGCUGGCGCGGCUGCUGCAGAAGAUGGACCGCUACUCGCAGUACAGCGCCAUGAUCCUCACGCUGCUCAUGCUCUCCUUCACGCUGGUCGCGCACUGGCUCGCCUGCAUCUGGUACGUCAUCGCCGAGAAGGAGCGGCUGCGAAACGAGAAGGACUGGGACCUCGGCUGGAUCCACACGAUGGCGGAGCGACUGAAGGUGCCAGUGACCAACAUCUCGCACUCCGAGUCGUACAUCACGGCGCUCUACUUCACGUGCUCCAGCCUCACCAGCGUCGGCUUCGGCAAUGUGUCCGCCAACACCAGCGUCGAGAAGAUCUUCAGCAUAUGCACCAUGCUCGUAGGAGCUUUGAUGCAUGCCGUGGUUUUUGGAAAUGUGACGGCUAUCAUUCAGCGAAUGUAUUCUCGGAGAUCCCUUUAUCAAACCAAAUGGAGAGAUCUCAAGGACUUCUUAACCCUUCACCAAAUUCCAAAGGAAAUGAAACAACGAAUGCAGGACUAUUUUCAGACAAUGUGGUCUCUAAAUCAUGGAAUUGAUAUACAUGAGACACUGAAAGAAUUUCCAGAGGAACUCCGAGGUGAUGUAUCAAUGCAUCUUCAUCGUGAGAUACUGCAGUUACCUAUCUUUGAGGCUGCAUCACAGGGAUGCUUAAAACUAUUGUCACUCCACAUAAGAGGCAAUUUCUGUGCUCCUGGUGAAUAUCUCAUCCACAAAGGAGAUGCUUUGCAAUAUAUAUACUACCUGUGUAAUGGUUCCAUGGAAGUUGUACAGAAUGAUAUGGUUGUAGCAAUAUUAGGUAAAGGUGAUUUGUUUGGCUGUGAUAUUUCUAUGUACCUGCAGCCUUCGGGCAAUGGAAGUGGUGGUGGUGGAGGAGGAGGAGGUGGAGCCUCUAGCACUGAUGUGGUUGUGAAAUCAAGCUGUGAUGUAAAAGCACUCACCUACUGUGAUUUAAAGUGUAUUAAUAUGCAAGGCCUAGUAGAUGUUUUGAGACUAUACCCUGAAUAUCAGCAAGAAUUUGCAAAUGAUAUUCAGCAUGACCUGACGUACAACCUCCGUGAAGGCUAUGAAGCAGAGCAAGAAUCAGAAAUAAAUGGAGUUCCGCCAAUGACUCUUCCAUCUAUAAGUGAGGAUGAUGAAAAUAUACCUGAAGAAGGAGAAACUUCGCCAUUAUCUCCUCCCAAUAGAUCACCUCUUCAUUCAAGCAGCAGUCCAAGACAUACAAAAUUCAAUCCAAGAAGGAACGAUUUAGUGAAUGUUGAGAGGCUUGACAAUCAAGUUUCAUCACUGCACCAGGACGUGGCAACUCUCAGCCAGGAGGUUCGAAAUGCUAUUCAAGCUCUGCAAGAGCUUGCAUCAAGUAGCAGUACAGUGGCGACACGCUAUCCUCAUCCCCUUCCAGCACACUCAAAUCCCAAUUUGCCAUACAACUGCCUGGAUGGCAGUAUUAUACAGCGCAGUUCAUCACAUCCCCCUGACAUGUUCUGUUGGGAAACUGAAGAAAUGCCAAUGAGAUUGAGCCGGCUUGCAGAUAAGGAAACACAAACUUCUAUGCCUGUAGACAUUUUUGAGAAUUUUGUGCUUCAGAAUCCUCACAGAGUUCUAUUGAUACUUGGACUUGAUGCUGAAGCAGUGCUAAGAAGUAGUAGUGCACAGGAGAGGAUUUUGGGAGCUCCACAGACAAAUGGUACAUGUGUUCUGAGAAAUCAUCAUAAGAAUGGGAUUAUAACUCAAAGUGAUCUUCGAUCCAUGCAGACACCUAGCAACUGGAACCACGCACGGACAGCUGUGGAUUCCCAACGGCAUAGGUUCAGUGCAGGUGAUGUGGAAGGUGUGACUGCAGCUGCUUUUCAAGCAGCUAACCCCUUUUCUUCAUCACAAUCUUUGAAAUUCCAGCCUUUUGAUAGUUGAGCUGUGGCUCUUCAUAUCCUCCAGUUCUUCAAAAUGCAAGUACAUUUC